Messenger RNA from Cladophialophora immunda, 912 nucleotides. RefSeq lists its product as uncharacterized. The coding region runs from base 1 to 489 and encodes 162 amino acids. The record is from RefSeq and is a predicted model, not a curated record. The transcript has a single exon. NCBI's taxonomy places the organism in Eukaryota, Fungi, Ascomycota, Eurotiomycetes, Chaetothyriales, Herpotrichiellaceae.
AUGCCUGUCAAGUACGAAAUUGCCGAAGUCAUUCGCCAAAAGAAAUCGCGAUACUGCCGAGCCAUCGAUACCAAGCAGUGGGAUCAACUUGUCCAGCUUGCGUACGCGGAUGCCGACCUCACAUUCUACGACCCCGGCGGCUCUGUCUCCACGAGCGGACGGACGAGGCUGUCAUUCGCCUCGCCUCGAGACUUCACCCGGUUUCUGAGCCAGGCGUUUGCCAACGCGCACACGCUCCAUCAGGUGGGAGAGGGCGAUUUGGAACAGGUUGCGCCCAACGAGGUGGAGGCGAUCUGGGGCAUGGAGGACCAGAUCGUCGUCGAUAUCGCGGGGCUCACGUUCAGCAUCCGAGGCGGAGGAUACUACCACGAAACCUGGAGGGAAAGGGAUGGAGACUGGUUCCUCAAGUCCUUGAAGCUGCGGAGAACGUACUGGCACCCUAGCUUCGGGGCGAAGGUGCUCCUCACUCUGCAGAGACUCCUUGGAUGACAUGCUUCUCCGAUUACGCGGUACCUGCGCCUGGCAUCUUCACUUCGCUCUGUCGUCGAGAAUGGCAAUCCGUUUGCGGGCUGAUUUCCCCGACCCGGUCCUGGUCCACGAGGCGAGAAACCCAAGAGAAACCGAGCAAGCCGGAGCGUGAUUCAGGCGUCGGCGGUCGCUAUUCAGCCUCACCACCUUCAGCUCAGGCUGCAAUACCGCAGCUGUGGGUUCUUCGGGAGAUGUUGUUGCGGCGUUCAUGCCAAGCUUACAUACCGGCUCAAGAAGGUCUGUCUCGCGCAGAGCCGGCCGCAGCCACAAGGACGCACAGAGCGCUGGAGAAUCUACUGCAAACAGAACACGUCACUGCCGUCAACCGUUGCAGUCACGUGGCUUGUCCUACCUUAGGAUGCCCCUGGGGGGGGUUUCAAUCUC